This is a messenger RNA of Micromonas pusilla CCMP1545, 1629 nucleotides long. RefSeq lists its product as uncharacterized. Bases 1 to 1629 code for a protein of 542 amino acids. NCBI's taxonomy places the organism in Eukaryota, Viridiplantae, Chlorophyta, Mamiellophyceae, Mamiellales, Mamiellaceae. The record is from RefSeq and is a predicted model, not a curated record. The transcript is spliced from 3 exons.
AUGGACGGAAGGGUUUGGGAUGGCACCGCUUUUCGUCUCGCGGCGAUGGCGCCAACGGCGCGCGUCGGUCGCUCGCAAAAGUGCUCGGAGCCGGCGGCAGAUGCCGGCGGCGAGGGCGGCAGUGUCGAGGGCGCACGCAGGCGGCCGCGGGUGAGAGCGCACGCGCGAGCGCGCGCUCCCUCGAGCCUCCGCGACCGCGCCGGAUCGCGCGCGGACCGAUCGAAGGCGUCGCGAGCGAACGAACGCGGCGUUCGUCGUCCCCUCGCGCGAGAUGGCGUCGUCGCUCGCGGAGCAGCUGAAGCUCGUCGCCUCCGCGGCGCCGACGGAGGAGCGACUGAAGGGGAAAGCGUCGCUUCUGUACGACAUCCGAGAGGCCGCGGACAUCGACCUCGAGACGAUAUACGCCGUCGGGCUCCAGGGGUUCGCGGAGCUCUCUCGACUCGACGCUCGGUUCGAGGCCGCGGGCAAGAGCCUGUUCAGCAAGCAAGCGUCCGAGACGAACCGCGAGCUUCAGGACCGAGACGCGAACGCGAAGAUCGACGCCGCGAUCGAGGGCUUCCUCCGGCUCCUGACCGGGUACUUCCUGGACGAGAACGCGACCAAGUGCUUGGAGUACCUCGUGCGCAGGUACAAGGUGCACGUCCGGAACGUCGACGCGCUCAUCGCGUGCGCGCUGCCGUAUCACUGCACCCCCGAGUUCGUGAAGCUGGUACAGCUGUGCGCGCUCGAAGGGACGUCGUUUUACUUUCUCGCGAAGGUCAAGGAGCUCGGCGCCGCGCCGCCGCGGUCGCAGCUCGUGCAGCGGUGCACGCACGACGGCGCGUUUCUGUCGUUCAUAUGCGACGCCGCGGCGACGACCGCGUCGAACAAGGGCGUCCCCGGCGCGGCUUCCGCGUUCUACGCGGUGACCCUCACCGAGUCCAUCGCGGCGAUGAAGCAAGUCACCGCGGCGACGGUCCCGCGUCUGCUUCCGUACCUCGAAGCCGGGCUCGCCCCCGGGGCGUCCUCCGAGCAGUUCGCGGGCGCGAUCAUCGUCUCCGUGCAGCUCGCGCUGAAAGCGCAGCUCGCGCAGCCGCUGACGGAGGCGCUCAUGGAAGGGCUCGCCAAGGGCGCGCGCGCGCCGUUGCACGCGCAGGUGCUCCAAGCGCUCUUGGUGCUGUGCCAGGUGCGUUCUAUACACUGGUCCCCAUACGACCGCGUUGGCGCGGUGAACGCCGAUCCUUAAGGACGUUUCCCGGCGCAUCUCUCCGCCCAUCCCUCGCGUUCAAUCCCCGCCCUGGGCGCCUUUCAACUCCGCUUCUGACGCCUUUGAACUCCACCCCGACAUUCGCUCGUAUGGAACGACCCUCAGACGCAACGCGUCCGCGCGCUGCCGAGCCGCGCGUUCAAGCACCUCGUGAAGCUCCCGGACCUCGCGUCGCACGUCGCGGACAUGGCGAAGAAGUACGUGUGCGACGAGCUCCUGUGCGUCCUCGUCGUCGCGCUCGCGGGCGCGGUGACCGCGCACGCCAACUACGAACGCGUGUUGACGGAGGUCAUCGUCGACGUGGAGUUGUCGGACGUCGCGGUGCUCGCGCUCGUGCGCGAGCUCGCGGUGACGGGGACGAAGGACGCCGCCGUCGGUGCUGA